CGAUCUCCUACUUAACUAGAUGUAUUGGCGAAGAGGGGAUUUCUUCUGAAAAUAUGCUUACUUUGUUUAUGAGACGCCAUCUUACACCACCAUGCCAAUGGCUGAUGCUACUUCCUGAUGUUACUGCUGCAAUCUGAUUGACUGAAACAAUAUGCCGCAUCUGGGACUUGCAUUCCUAGGCAUUAGACACUCUAGCAUGGUGGUGAAAAAUGGUGUUUUAUAAAGUACACAUAUUUCCCCCCCUCCUUCUCGACAAUACAUCUAGUUAAGGAGGAAAUCAACGCCUUUGCAGCCUGAAGAUGGAGAAUGUUUAAGGUAAAGCCGAUCCACGGGAGGUUAUGAGAAUAUUGCAGACCUGCAUACAAUGUGUUUGGACGGUAAAAUGGAAACGACUCAAUAUCCCCAUCUGCCAGCCUUUGGGCUACUCUCGUUUUGAAACACCAACAUCGUUUAAUAUCAAUGGGACUGACACCAGAGGUGUAAACUACUUAAAGUAAAAAAUACUUUUUAGUCGUUUUUUCAGGGGGGGGGGUAUCUGUACUUUAUCUACAUUUUUGACUACUUUUGCUUCAGUAUAUUCUUAAAGACAGUAAUGUACUUUUUACUGCAUACAUUUUCUCUGACACCCAAAAUUAUUCGUUACAUUUUGAAUGAAUAUCAAGAGAACAUCCCCGCUCAUCCUUAUAUUUGCCCAAGGCGUUUCUAUUGUCUCUUUCCUGUCCCUGCGGAACAGCCGUAGCGGGACAGAGGAAUGUGUUCAUUCUAGUCGAACCACGGCAGGAGAGCGCAACGGUUGGAUACAGAUGACUGAUGUUCAGAAAAAGAUGUCCUGAUGCAGCACUCCAAACAGUAAACGUUACCCUGCUGUAUCCCUCUUCCUCAUCUCAACCUGCUCCUCCUCCUCCUCCUGUACUUCCUGCUCCUCCAGAACCGACUAUUGGUACCAUUGGUUCCUUCCUUGGGUCCCCAAACCUCACUCGGCCGGUUGACAAAUCUCUGCUUUCCCCCUCCUCUCCGCUCCCCCGGUCCUCAUCCCUGAACCUCCUCUCCCCCCUCGCCCCACUUCCCCACGUCCCCGGCAACAUGUCCAUCGCCCUGAAGCAGGUCUUCAACAAGGACAAGACCUUCCGGCCCAAGCGUAAGUUUGAGCCGGGGACGCAGCGUUUCGAGCUGCAUAAAAAGGCCCAGGUGUCGCUGAGCUCCGGGGUUGACCUGAGGGCGGCGGUAGCUCUGCCCCACGGGGAGGAUCUGAACGACUGGGUGGCCAUGCACGUAGUCGACUUCUUCAACAGGAUAAACCUCAUCUACGGGACGGUGUGUGAGUUCUGCACGGAGAAGAGUUGUCCGGUCAUGUCCGGAGGUCCUAGGUAUGAGUACCGAUGGCAGGACGAUCACAAGUACAAGAAACCAACGGCUCUACCGGCUCCCAAGUACAUGAACUUGCUGAUGGACUGGAUAGAGGUCCAGAUCAACAAUGAGGAUAUCUUCCCCACCAGCAUGGGUAUCCCCUUCCCCAAGAACUUCACCCAGAUCUGUAAGAAGAUCAUCUGCCGUUUGUUCCGGGUGUUUGUCCACGUCUACAUCCACCAUUUUGACCGUAUGAUCCUGAUGGGAGCUGAGGCCCAUGUUAACACCUGCUAUAAGCACUUCUACUACUUCAGCACAGAGCUCAACCUCAUAGACCGCAAGGAGCUGGAGCCACUGAAAGAUAUGACGUCUGGGAUGUGUCACUGAGGUGUUGUAGCAGAACCACUGGAACUGCCGAUGGCCUGGCAGGAGGUUGCCGUGGAUAUGCUGUGGGAGGGGUCCAGUGAGCAGCAGAGAUGCCUCUGAAGCUUGAUGACUUCAUCACCGUGCGUCUGGUAGCCGUAGAAGAACCUGUUACCUGCAGAUACGUCUGCCUGGCUGGAUCCACACUGUAGCGAGGACAGACUCUACUAUUUGUACGAUCAACACUGUAGCAGAGACUACUAGACUCUGCUGUAGUUUGUCAUGUUAAAUCAUUCUCUAACACCAGAUCACAGAGGAGGAGCUGAUUAACUAAUGUUUGCAUGACUUGAUUAUGUUCAACAUGAGAGUAUGACUACUAGGACCACUUACUUACUGGCUGACUUACUGGCAGGCUGGCUGACUGAUUCACUGGCCAGCUGGCUGGCUGACUGAUUC
Molecule: messenger RNA, 2166 nt
Organism: Oncorhynchus gorbuscha (pink salmon)
Lineage: Eukaryota; Metazoa; Chordata; Actinopteri; Salmoniformes; Salmonidae
Product: MOB kinase activator 3B-like
Exons: 4
Coding region: 811-1734 (307 amino acids)
Biological process (GO): positive regulation of protein phosphorylation; signal transduction
Cellular component (GO): nucleus; cytoplasm
Molecular function (GO): protein kinase activator activity
Source: RefSeq, a predicted model, not a curated record